AUGUGGAGACAUGGAGAUCGAACACCAACAAAAACAUUUAAAAAUGAUCCCAUCCAAGAAGCAAACUGGACAAUGGGCGGCAGUGGUUUUGGGCAGCUGACACCGCUUGGGAUGCAGCAGCAAAUGAAGCUGGGAAAACUGAUACGAAAAACCUACGUUGAUGAUCACAAAUUCCUCUCACCUCAGUACUCAUCAAAAGAGAUUUAUGUCCGAGCAACCGACACAAAUAGAACUAUCGUUUCCGCUAUGAGCAAUAUGGUCGGAAUGUACGGUCAAAAAGACUUCGGUCAUAAACCCAAUGUAGACUAUCCAAACGCAACAGCUUGGCCUGCGCAAUAUGUGCCAAUAGCCGUCCACACAAUGCAUAAGCCAACCGAUUAUGUGGGUUUUGACCUUACUUCCGUUAGUUCAGUUGCACAAGCAACGUGCGCAUUGAUACAUAUAGCCCAGAUUGUCCAUAUCCUUAAUCUGUAUUUGCAAAGUGAUUCUCUUGAAGAGAUUUCGGGUUAUGUUGACGGAUAUCGCAAACCACAAAAAACAUGA
Molecule: messenger RNA, 543 nt
Organism: Strongylus vulgaris
Lineage: Eukaryota; Metazoa; Nematoda; Chromadorea; Rhabditida; Strongylidae
Source: the annotation of a GenBank genome assembly